AUGAUCGAACUACAGACCAUAACAACUCCCGCCGCACAACAGAUCGGAGCACCUCCCGCCGCACAACAGACCGGAACACCUCCCGCCGUCGCACAACAACAAGAACAAACACUAACCGGAAGAUUCUUCAAAGGCCUCUUCACGGCUAUCUUCUACUCGCAACUGAUCCUAAUCUCGAUCUUGGUCAUCUUUCUCACGCUUCGAGGUCUUGUCUUCACCAAAUCACCAAGAUUCCACCCCAAGAAAUGGUACAUUCCUUUGCUAGCUUCUGUUGCUGUCUCUGGAGUUGUCUCUUUAGCCUGGCAAUGCUUCUUCGUCUGCAACAUAGCAAGAACAGUAAAUGCGACGUUAUGGUUCACACCGAUACUCACAGUCACGCUUGGGGUCUUCUUAUUAGCAUACGGUCCAUCUUUCCAGGGAUCGGUUUGCUUCUUGAAGCGUGAAUUCACGGUCAAGAUAAUGUUAAUCUCCACAGGCGUAACACCUGAAAGAACCAGAGCAAUAGCAGUUGUAUCAGUGAUCUUAAGCGUCUUUUACUCUGCUUUCUUGGUGGCUGGAAUCGGAGGAGCUACUGCUACAAGAUCACGUCUUGAUAUUCUUUUCAUCUCUAUAAUCGUCAUAAGCUUGGCCUGGACAAUGCAAGUUCUCAAAAACGUACAACAAGUCGCCAUUUCUAAAGCUACAUAUGUGUACUUUGCGCGUGAUGAGUUUAUGAAUGCGUGUAAUGCUCUUAGCGUCACUGUGAGAAACCAGCUGGGGACCGUUUGUAUUGGGUCAACACUAGUUCCAGUUUUUGUACUCGUCAGGGGAACUAUCCGAGGCAUUCACCCUCGGGAAAUGUAUGCAACUGAUCGAGACUGCUCUUGGAUUGCCAAUCAUAUGAUUUUAUACGGAAACAGAUGGGGAUUUGUUCAUGUAGGAGUUUACAACAAAAGUUUUGUGCAAGGGUCGGGUGAUACCUGGAGAACAUUCAGAAGAAUGGCUGGAUUAGAGGAAUUGAUUGAUACUGACCUCACCAGCUCUAUCUGCUUCCUUAGCGCCUUUGCAGUUGGCGCAAUCUCUGCUUUAACUGCAGGAAUAUGGGAGUUUCUGAUCCAUAAGGAUUACAUCUUUAGCCUGACUCUCUAUGCAUUUAUCAUCGGAUACUUCGUGGGGAGAGUUUCUUCUGCGUGGCUACAAGGAUGUGUGAUGGGUUACUAUGUGGCUUAUUCUGAGGAUCCACAGAGCGGUAACUUUGAUAAUACAAUUCCACAACGUAUUGCACGGCUAGAUAUAGAAGCGGCACAAAGAGAAGCCUCCAAUGAAGUACGGGAGGAGGACGAACAAAAUAUAUCAUACAUGUAG
Messenger RNA from Arabis nemorensis, 1344 nucleotides. The record is from the annotation of a GenBank genome assembly. Lineage: Eukaryota; Viridiplantae; Streptophyta; Magnoliopsida; Brassicales; Brassicaceae.